Styela clava is the source of this 594-nucleotide messenger RNA. RefSeq lists its product as uncharacterized. The record is from RefSeq and is a predicted model, not a curated record. NCBI's taxonomy places the organism in Eukaryota, Metazoa, Chordata, Ascidiacea, Stolidobranchia, Styelidae.
UUACAAUUCAGCAAAAUGAGAUUCUUUGUAAUUAUCAUCAUGUCUUUUGUUUCGUUCAACUUUAUAAUGUCUGUACAAGGUGGUUAUGGCCCUUGCGUAACUAAGAUAAAAAACGGAAAAUUUAUCAGUCAAGGAAAUUGCGAAAAAAUCGACGAAGAAGAAAUAAUUGGCCAACUACGUAGAAAUGUGGCAGCGAAAAAAGAAAAGGAAUAUUGUCCCAUCCAUCACGACGGCAAGUGUAUUUGGCCUGUCAAAAUUGGUGAAGCAACAACAAAUUUUGUUUCUGCAGUUUCCAUUUGCGCCAAUAUCGGACGAAAACUAGCUGAGGUCCAAAGUAGAGAGCAAUAUGAUUUAAUCGUUUCGUACAUCAAUCCAUGGCUGACCGAAGAUAAAGAUGGAAUAUUUAGUGUUUGGACUGGAAUGAUGAACAACCAGACGUUAUCUGAUGGUACUAAGCCCACCUGGUCGAAAAAUCCUGUGCCACUGACUGAAACAGUAAAAGUGGCAAUUCACAUAAGAGAAAAAGAACAACCCAUGCACAAUCUUGUUUACAUGGAGGAAGAGAAUGUACUAUUUGGAGCUAUUUGCCAGUGA